Messenger RNA from Argiope bruennichi, 2051 nucleotides. RefSeq names its product SUMO-activating enzyme subunit 2-like (gene Uba2). Gene Ontology annotation, cellular component: SUMO activating enzyme complex; cytoplasm. Gene Ontology annotation, biological process: protein sumoylation. Gene Ontology annotation, molecular function: SUMO activating enzyme activity. NCBI's taxonomy places the organism in Eukaryota, Metazoa, Arthropoda, Arachnida, Araneae, Araneidae. The record is from RefSeq and is a predicted model, not a curated record. Bases 48 to 1880 code for a protein of 610 amino acids. The transcript has 19 exons.
AAUCUUAUUAUUUCGUUUCAAGCAGUCGGCACUUAUUUAACUUAGAAAUGGCGGUUCAUAUUGAAGGUUUGUUAGAAAAGACUUUAAACGAAAAAAUAAAAAGUUGUAAAAUCUUAGUUGUUGGUGCUGGAGGUAUUGGAUGUGAAUUAUUGAAGAAUCUUGUAUUGACUGGUUUUGAAGAGUUGCAUGUUAUUGAUUUGGAUACCAUUGAACUGAGCAAUCUCAAUCGACAAUUUCUUUUCCAUAAGCAACAUAUUGGUCGACCAAAAGCAAUUGUUGCUAAAGAAAGUGUCUUGAAAUUUAACCCCAAAGCUAAAAUCACUGCUUAUCAUGAUUCAAUUACAAACAAUAAAUAUGACGUUGCAUUUUUUCGUCAAUUCUCUGCUGUUGCAAAUGCUUUGGAUAAUGUUGGUGCUCGAAGUCAUGUGAACCGAAUGUGUUUGGCAGCAGAUAUUCCACUGAUUGAAAGUGGAACUUCAGGAUACUUGGGUCAGGUCACUGUAUAUAAAAAAAAAAUUACUGAAUGUUUUGAAUGUUUACCAAGAAAGCCUCAGAAAACAUAUCCUGGAUGUACUAUUCGGAAUACACCUUCAGAACCUGUACAUUGUAUUGUCUGGGCUAAACAUUUGUUUAAUCAACUGUUUGGUGAGACAGAUGCUGAUGAAGAAGUUUCUCCAGAUGUGGCUGAUCCAGAGUUAGGAGGACAAGCAAAUGAGGCUGGAAAUGUACAAAGAAUCUCUACAAGAGAAUGGGCCAAAUCUUCUGACUAUGAUCCUCGUAAGCUUUUCGAGAAGCUAUUUUCUGAGGAUAUCAAAUACUUACAUUCUAUGACUGAUCUUUGGAAGAAACGGUGCCGUCCAAUGAUAUUAGAUUGGAAUGAUCUGCCAGAUGCAGUUCCUGGAAGCAGUAAACAAGAAGAACCACGGAUCAAAGAUCAGAUGCUAUGGAACAUAAAGCAAUGUGCAGACAUAUUUUGUAGCAGUCUAACUGCUUUAAAAAAGAAAGUUGAUGAAGGAGGCCCUGGGACUAUUUUGACUUGGGAUAAGGAUGAUGAUCAUUGCAUGGAUUUUGUUGCUUCUGUUUCUAAUUUACGAGCACAUUGCUUUCUUAUACCCUUGCAAAGCAAAUUUGAUGUUAAAGCAAUUGCCGGUAAUAUUGUUCCUGCCAUUGCAACAACCAAUGCAGUCAUUUCAGGAUUGUUGGUUUUACAACUGAUUAAUAUCUUGAAAGGAGACAUAACCAAGUGCAGAACAGCAUGGCUGAAUGAAAGUGCUAAAGGGGGAAAGAAAAUGAUCUCAUCUGCUCAGUUGGAGAAACCAAAUCCCAAAUGUUUUGUGUGCUCUCCUCUUACACCAGAGGUUGCAGUAAAAGUUAAUGUGAAAACUCUAACAGCAAAAACUUUAAAUGAUAAGAUAUUAAAAGAAAAGUUGCACAUGGUCCAACCAGAUGUUGUUGUGAAUGAUGGCUCUGGAAAAAUCAUUAUCUCAAGUGAUCCAGAUGAUAUGAUUGAUGAUAUGAUGGAAAAGAUAUUAUCAUCUUUUGGUAUUGGUGGGGACUCCUUUUUAUUAUGUGAAGAUUUUUUCCAACAUUACAAAAUUGUUCUUGUUCUUAAACAGAGUGAUGCAUUGAGUGAUCAAGAGUUUGAAAUUGAGACUGAUAUUGACAAGCUCGUGACAAAACAAAAAGAAGAUAUAGCUGAUGGAGGAAGUCAAACAGGAAUAGAAACAGAUGAUUUCUGUGAAACAGUUUGUGACAGUGAAGAAGUUCAAAUAUCGAAAGUAUUAAAAGUUUCUUCGCCAGCCAAGAGAAAGGUACCUGAAGAUGAAAAUGGAACGCUUUCAUUACCUGCAGUAAAAAAAGCAAGGACAAGUGCAGAAUAAAGGACAAUACAUUUUAAAACUUUCGUGUAUAUUUACUUUUUUUCUUGUCAUUUUCAUGAAACAUACUUCAGCCUUUUUUUUUUUAUGGUGAAAAUAUUUGUCUUCACUUUUUUAUAGCUCAUUACAUCUCCAUCGAUUCAGAAGCAUCUAAUAAAAGAUUUUCAAAAGAAA